AAACAGCAAAAAGAGUAAUAAAAUCGUAAUUUCUCACUUCCUCCGUCUAUUUCGUCCCAAAAUAAUUCAGCAGCUUUCUCUCUUUCUCUCUCUCACAUGUUCAUUCGGUGAUUAUCUUUAGAAAAUAUAAAAAUUCCCAGAUACAUUCAUCCAGACAUAUAUCCGAUAUCCAAAUAUUUAUAUACUUUAUACAUACUAUACUUCAAAGAUUACACACCCAAAUAUAGUAAUUUUUUAUGCGAUUUUAGCGAUCUGUGCAAAGUCUACGUGACUUUCUUGGUGGGUUUGGUGUUUACUUCAAUUAUUGAUCAUACCCAUCUCCCGAGAUCAAAUUUCACAUCAUAAAAGAUCGAUCUUUACGAUAAAGAGUGUGUUUCAAGAACUCAGUAACUAAUGCUUCAAGAUAUGGAAUGAAGUUUUCUCGAGGGUUUUUCUCUGUGGAUUGGUGUAAUUGCAGAUUCAAAAGCUGUUGUUCUUCCUCCUUUUUGGGUCUUUUGAAGAAACAGAAGAGUUUGCGAUAGUAAAGGUUUUGACCUUUUAUUCACAAUAAAAUCAAGUCAAUGGGGAACUAUAUGUGACAAGAAUGGAUCCACAAGCAUUCAUACGUUUAUCAAUUGGUUCCCUCGGAUUACGAUACCCAGAAACAAAUCCAAAAUCCCCAAAAUCCCAAAUCCAAACCUUCUCUUCCCCAUGCACAUGUGAAAUCCGACUUCGAGGAUUUCCCGCUCAAAUCGCAUCAAUCCCACUCAUAUCAUCACCUGAAUCCACCCCAGAUUCACACAACAUAGCCUCAAGUUUCUACCUUGAAAAAUCGGAUUUAAAAGCAUUACUCACACCCGGGUGUUUCUAUAAUCCCCAAGCAUGUCUUGAAAUUGUUGUGUUCACUGGUCGAAAAGGGUCGCAUUGUGGAGUUGGAGUGAAGAGACAACAAGUUGGAACGUUUAAAUUGGAUGUGGGUCCCGAAUGGGGUGAAGGGAAACCAGUGAUUCUUUUCAAUGGGUGGAUUGGAAUCGGGAAGAUGAAACAGGAAACCAAGAAAUUUGUAGCGGAGCUUCAUCUGAGAGUGAAAUUGGAUCCUGACCCGAGAUAUGUUUUUCAGUUUGAAGAUGAAACGAAAUUGAGCCCUCAGAUUGUUCAGAUUCAAGGAAACAUCAAGCAGCCGAUUUUCAGCUGUAAAUUUAGUCAAGACAGGGUGCAGCAGGUAGAUCCGUUGAACAACUACUGGUCAAGUUCCGGCGAAGCUUCCGAUCAAGAAAUCGAGAGAAGAGAAAGAAAAGGGUGGAAAGUGAAGAUACAUGAUUUAUCAGGUUCAGCGGUGGCGGCGGCGUUCAUGACGACGCCGUUUGUUCCUUCAACAGGUUGUGACUGGGUUGCCCGGUCAAACCCAGGAUCUUGGUUAAUCGUCAGACCUGACGCUUUCCGGCCGGAAAACUGGCUUCCAUGGGGUAAACUCGAGGCGUGGCGUGAACGCGGCGGCGUUAGAGACUCCAUCUUCAUCCGCUUCCACCUUUUAUCCGAUGGACAAGAUGGAGGCGAGCUUCUCAUGUCGGAGAUACUCAUAAACGCCGAACGUGGUGGCGAGUUCUUCAUAGAUACCGACCGGCAAGCUACCUCUAACUCCAAUAUACCGAGUCCGCAGAGCAGUGGCGACUUCGCCGGACUAAGUCCGGCGGUCGGCGGAUUUGUUAUGAGUUGCAGAGUUCAAGGAGAAGGCAAAAGAGGGAAACCAAUGGUGCAGCUGGCGAUGAGACACGUAACUUGUGUGGAGGAUGCAGCGAUCUUUAUGGCGCUGGCGGUUGCCGUUGAUCUGAGUAUCGAGGCUUGCCGGCCGUUUAGAAGAAGGGUGAGGAGGGGAAACCGCCAUUCUUGGUGAAGCUUUUCUGUCAGAGAACUUAUAAUUGUGUUUCAGUGGGACUUUGAAGGAAAGUUUACUGCUGCUUUCCUGUGUUUUAGUGUAAUGACUGACGUAUUUGUACAGAUUUGAUAUUUCGGUUGUUCC
This is a messenger RNA of Lactuca sativa (garden lettuce), 1999 nucleotides long. RefSeq names its product nuclear factor 1 A-type protein (DUF1005) (gene ASG1). The record is from RefSeq and is a predicted model, not a curated record. NCBI's taxonomy places the organism in Eukaryota, Viridiplantae, Streptophyta, Magnoliopsida, Asterales, Asteraceae.